CUCUGUCUUUCGUUCGUAUACUUGCAAUUGGCAUCCACUCUUUUUAUCAUUCAACAUGUUCAAUUCUUUAUCUUUCUCUACUGCGGCCUUGGCUGCUCUACUUCCCCUCCUGGCCAAUGCGCAGAUAGCCAGAGUCAGUCCAGCAUACAAUUAUGAAUUCCAGUUCCCUCUUCCGAUCAUGCCGGUGAAGACACCUACCACGUCUUAUACCAACGCUACCACUGGCGUUACGAUCGACUUUUACGAAGUCAAGAUGCAGGCAUUGACCAAGAAUUUAUUCCCCGACCUUGGAGAUGCAAGCUUGAUUGGGUACGACGGUAUGGUGCCGGGGCCUACCUUUCGCAUUCCAAAGGGUAGAGAGACCCCUCGGUUCAUCUACAUGGGUCGUACAGUAACAUUCGACGGAUGGGCGGAGGAUAUUAUCCAACCGGGGGAGUUCAAGGACUACUAUUAUCCCAACAGCCAAACCUCCAGAACUCUUUGGUACCAUGAUCAUGCGGUUGGAAUAACCUCUUUGAACACUUAUGCCGGUCUCGCGGGAAUGUACAUCCUUGAAGAUGCCGCUCAGGACGAAGCCCUCGACCUCCCCCGUGGAAACUACGACAUCCCCUUGAUAUUGAACUCCCACAGAUACACCGCGAGCGGCAACAUCACGAACGAAUCGGCCGAGCUGAUAAGCGUGUACGGGGAUACCUUCUCCGUCAACGGCCAGAUCCUCCCGCACCUUGUGGUGGAGCCGCGCAAGUACCGUUUCCGCCUACUCAAUGCCGCCGCGAGCCGGACCUUCAACGCCACGCUCCGGGCCGGGGACUCACUGACGAACAAGAAAUUCCACGUUAUCGGCUCUGACGCCGGGCUGAUGUCCAACCCCGUGGAGACCGAAUCGCUCGUUUCCGCCAUGGCAGAAAGAUGGGAGAUAGUCAUUGACUUUUCCGACGUCGCUGGCCAGAACGUGACGAUGUACCAAGCGAACUGCUUCGUCGAUACGGCAUACACCGGCUCUGACAAGAUUAUGCAAUUCCGUGUCGGUACCACGGUCUCCUCGGAAGUCGGUAACGGCCCUCUCCCCGCGACGCUCGUGGACCUGAACAUACCGACGGAUCACGAGACCAUCGACCAAACAUUUGCAUUCGGAAGAACCAGCGGGCAGUGGACUAUCAACGGACGAACAUUCUCAGAUGCUGCUAAUAGAAUCCUUCGUAACGUCCCGCGUGGAACAACCGAGAAGUGGAGGCUCACCGGCGGAAAUGGAUGGUCGCACCCUGUGCAUCUUCACCUGGUUGACUUCCAGAUUGUCUCCAGAGUGAAGGCAAACCAGAAUUUGACCACUGGUAGGAACGGGCUGACGCCCUAUGAAGCUGCCGCUCUCAAGGAUGUUGCUGCCUUGGGUGACAACGAGAUUGUUACCCCCUGGGACGGCGUAUACAUGUUCCACUGCCACAAUACCAUUCACGAAGACCACGACAUGAUGGCGGCAUUCAAUGUGACUGCGCUCCCGGACUUUGGUUACCCAGAAUCAACCAAGUUUGAAGAUCCCAUGGAACCUCGCUUCAGGGCUGCGGCGUAUACCGGCUCGUCCCUUGAUGAGGUCCAGGAAAAGUUGGAGUUUUUCUCCUCGCUAUCAGCUUAUAAUGAUGUUGCUGGUAUUCUAGCUGCAUUGGAGGAGUAUUACGAGAACCAAUCUUGAGUUGGGAUUUGCUUUUUUGUAGGGAGGAGGGAGGGAGGAUUGAUUAAUUUGCAUUUAAUAGCUGACUUACUUACCGCAACUCACCACUAAUUUUUCACAUUGUCACCCAUACUUGACCUCGUUUCCUUUUUGUAUGAUAGCCAUUUUGAUACUUUGGGGGAGGGCUUUGUACAUUCGUUUGUUCGAGUAUGCGAGUGGAUUGACUGAG
This is a messenger RNA of Tuber melanosporum (Perigord truffle), 1895 nucleotides long. RefSeq lists its product as uncharacterized. The record is from RefSeq and is a predicted model, not a curated record. Gene Ontology annotation, molecular function: copper ion binding; oxidoreductase activity. The transcript has 6 exons. Bases 56 to 1687 code for a protein of 543 amino acids. NCBI's taxonomy places the organism in Eukaryota, Fungi, Ascomycota, Pezizomycetes, Pezizales, Tuberaceae.